Molecule: messenger RNA, 1412 nt
Organism: Prunus dulcis (almond)
Lineage: Eukaryota; Viridiplantae; Streptophyta; Magnoliopsida; Rosales; Rosaceae
Product: caffeoylshikimate esterase-like
Exons: 1
Coding region: 220-1221 (333 amino acids)
Cellular component (GO): membrane
Molecular function (GO): lipase activity
Source: RefSeq, a predicted model, not a curated record
CAGGGAUCAAAGAGGUUGGCUGUUUGGUCCAAUUGCAAUUUGCAUGCCACCAUCCCAAUUGCAUUAAUAUUCACACCCAAUCCAUCCCAACUACCAAAACCGCCCAAACCACCCAAACCAAAGCAGCAAUAAGUAACUCCAACGACUUCCUCCCUCUCUUUUCCAGGCUCUUUGGAUACUUUCACCACCCGGCGCAUUUCACCAAACCAUAGUUACAAAAUGGCGCACCCAAUUGCGGAGGCGAACGACCAAAGCCCCUUCGGCUCUUUGACCCCUGACGCCUUCUAUUCCCACCACAAAGUCUCUCACGCCUCCGAGUACAUCACCAAUCCCAGAGGCCUCAAGCUCUUCACCCAGUGGUGGACCCCACUUCCUCCCACUCCUGUCCUCGGAACCCUGGCCAUCGUCCACGGCUUCACCGGCGAGACCAGCUGGUUCGUCCAGCUCACCGCCGUCCACUUCGCCAAGUCCGGCUUCGCCGUCUGCGCCAUCGACCACCAGGGCCACGGCUUCUCCGACGGCCUCGUCGCCCACAUUCCCGACAUCAACCCCGUCGUCGACGACUGCAUCUCCUUCUUCGACUCCUUCCGCGCCCGCCACGCGCCGCCCAACCUCCCCGCCUUCAUCUACGCCGAGUCCCUCGGCGGCGCGAUCGCCCUACUCAUCACGCUCCGACAAGGGAGUGGCGCUUGGAACGGCCUCAUCCUCAACGGCGCCAUGUGCGGGAUCAGCGCCAAGAUCAAGCCGCCGUGGCCGCUUGAGCACCUGCUCUUCCUCGUCGCGGCGGUGAUCCCGACGUGGCGCGUGGUUCCUACGCGGGGGUCGCUGCCGGACCUGUCGUUCAAGGUGGAGUGGAAGCGGAGGCUGGCGCUGGCGAGCCCGAGGAGGACGGUGGCAAGGCCGCGGGCGGCGACGGCGCUUGAGCUGCUGAGGGUGUGCAAGGAGAUUCAGGCGAGGUUCGAGGAGGUGGAGGUACCGCUGCUGAUCGUCCACGGCGGCGACGACCUCGUCUGCGACCCCGCGUGCGUCGAGGAGCUCCACGGGCGCGCGUCGAGCAAGGACAAGACGCUGAGGAUCCACGAGGGCAUGUGGCACCAGCUGGUUGGUGAAACCCAGGAUGACGUCGACUUGGUGUUCGGCGAAAUGGUGGCGUGGCUUCGUACUCGAGCCGAACGCGCCUCCACCGCCGCCGCCGCCGUCGCGAACGGUGGCGCUGCCUAGUCUAGUCUAUAGGGGUUAGUAAGGUUUUAGUGAUGUGAUCACUGUGUUAAGUUAAACUUAGUUGGAACAGAGAAGGAAGAAGCAGCAUAAGUAGCCAAUGGAAGCAUGCCAUGUCACUUGGAAGUUUAAAUAAAAAUUAUUAAUUCAUAUAGAAUUAAUAUGAUAAAGCAAAUAUGUGUGACAUUCUUAAA